AUGGAGCUGGGGUCGCUUAUUUCUCCGAUCAAGCCCGGGAGGUCGGUGGUGGUGUACAUGCCCAUCGUCCCCACGCGGCUGGGCGACAUCGACGUCACAGUCAUGACCAAGUCGCAGGUGGCCAAGGACGUCGUCACCAAGACGAUACGCGUGGAGGCCGACGGCAUACCGCAGUACCGCCACACCACUGUGCAGCUGGACCUCAGCCAGGGAGCCUACCUCAUCAAGUACCUGGACACGAACAUCACGGAGUCGCCUAUCGUCCCCUACAGGCAGGAGAGGCUCUACAUGUUCGGAUCCAACAGAGCCACCGUCUCCGUCGUAGGUGACGUCACUGGCCCAGCAUUCGCCACGAUGCCCGUCAACGCCAGCAGCCUGCUGAGGAAGCCCUCGUGGUGCGGGGAACAGAACAUGUUCGAUUUCGCCGCCAACCUCUACACCCUCCUCUACCUACGGCUCACGGGUCAGAGGCAGCCCGACAUCGAGAAGCAGGCCUUCAGACACCUCAACAUCGGCUACCAGAGGCAGCUGAGCUACCAACUGGAGGAUGGAUCCUUCAGCCCUUUUCGCUGGAACCCCACCCCGAGUGUGUGGUUGACCGCCUUCUGCGCCAAGAUCUUUCACAAGGCCACGUUUCAGGAGUGGGAGAACUUCCUGUACAUAGACCCGAACGUCAUCUCGAGGGCCGUCGGGUGGUUGCUCGACCAGCAGUCGCCAGAGGGCGCCUUCACCGAGACCACGGUCGACCCGCUCGACAGGAAGAUGGACCUGGGGAUGAAGACCGCCUACGGCGGCUUCCAGUACCGCAACAUCUCCCUGACUGCCCACGUGCUCAUCACCCUGUGCGAGCUCAAGGAUCUCAGAGGGGACGUGGGCUCCCGGCUGUCUACGGCCCGCCGGCAGGCGCAGCGGUACCUGGAGCGGAUGCUGCACCUGGUGAAGGACCUGGAGGACCCCUACGAGCUCUCGAUCGUCUGCUACGCGCUCACCCUCGCCAACAGCCCCGACGCCAACGAGGCGCUCAACUACCUGGACGCGCGCAUGCGCGAGGAGAGUGAGUGCCCUUUUCUUAGCACAGCGGCAUGCGGUACUGGGCGCGGGAGCGCGUGCGCGGCCCCCACCACCAAGAUCGAGAACACGCGGCCCUACAUCGUGGCCCGACUGCCCGACAAGUACGACGCGUCCAACAUCGAGGCCACGGCCUACGCGCUGCUCGUGCACGUGGAGCGGAACGGCGUCAUCCAGAGGGAGAUCGUGGAGUGGCUCAACGCGCAGAGGCUCACCACGGGGGGCUGGGCCUCCACGCAGAUGUCUGAUCUUGCGUGGAUGCAAAGAACUCCGGUUCGAGUCGUCAUGUCCCACCCAUCGUUUGAAAUAGCCCUUUUGCGUCUUACGAUGGACAGAAAUCGUCCGGCAGUCGACAUGGAAUGGAACGAUCAACAAAGGGUCAAAUAUUCCUGCAGUGACUUCAAAAAUCCCGACACAGAAGACAUAUUUGACCGCAAUUACAAACCACCUGUUUUCGAAUUUAUCGAUGGUGAAAGGAAUUCAACUACGUCUCUGCCCCUGUUCAUCAUAGACCGACUUCCUGAAGAUUGCAAUCCUAAACCAAGCUUCGAAAGUUCAAGAGACAGAUUAUGCAAAUCUCUACCGAACUUGAAUCGCCUUACAGAAGAAGAAGAACAAAGACCAAGCCUGCCUGAAGGUAAAAGUGUUGCUAAUGUACAACUAAAUGGUCCCAGAGAAGAUUUGUGCACCGAUAGCAGCGAUGAAGAGCCUCCAAGUGAAAGAACUGCAGGUAGAUAA
Messenger RNA from Uloborus diversus, 1806 nucleotides. RefSeq names its product CD109 antigen-like. The record is from RefSeq and is a predicted model, not a curated record. The coding region runs from base 1 to 1806 and encodes 601 amino acids. Lineage: Eukaryota; Metazoa; Arthropoda; Arachnida; Araneae; Uloboridae. The transcript has 13 exons.